UCAUCUUUAUUAAUUACGAAUUUACGAUUCCUUAUCCUAAUUUAAAUUGAACAACACGGUUCCAGGGAAGUUCUGUCCAACAAAAAUCUCGACCAAUAGCUAUAUUCUCUCAUGGCUGGAGAUUAGGUAGAGACAAAAUUGGGCAAGAGAUAUGGGGUAGUUUUUAUGAUGCUUUGGGGAAUGAAUUUAAUAUCCAUCUAUCGAGAAUGAGUUUGAUGUCAGCACUGGAAUGGUGGCUGGUAUACCAUCCCAGCAUCCAGAAGUUCUCAUGGAAGCCUCCUCACACCCCUUUCUCCUCCCCUCUCUUCCUUAGUCUCUCCAUCCUCAGCUACCUCUCCCUCACCCUCCUCCUCACCCUCCUCCCUCUCCCACCCUUCCCACACCGCCUCCUGAAGCCCAUCACCGCCCUCCACAACCUCCUCCUCCUCCUCCUCUCCCUCCUCAUGCUCCUGGGCUGCUCCCUCACCCUCCUCAUCCACACCCCUCACCUCCGCUGGGCCGUCUGCUUCCCACCCCACACCAAUCCCACCGGGCCCCUCUUCUUCUGGGCCUACAUCUUCUACCUCUCCAAAAUCCUCGAAUUCCUCGACACGCUCUUCAUCGUCCUCUCCCGCUCCUUCCGACGCCUCUCCUUCCUCCACGUCUACCACCACGCCACCGUCCUCCUCAUGUGCUACCUCUGGCUCCAAACCUCCCAAUCCCUCUUCCCCGUCGCGCUCCUCACCAAUGCCUCCGUCCACGUCAUCAUGUACGGUUACUACUUCCUCAGCGCCCUCGGCAUCCGCCCCUCCUGGAAGCGCGCCGUCACCGACUGCCAGAUCAUCCAGUUCGUCUUCAGCUUCGCAAUUUCGGGUCUCAUGCUCCACUACCACUUCUCCGGAUCCGGAUGCUCCGGGAUUUGGGGCUGGUGCUUCAAUGCGGUUUUUAAUGCCUCUCUCUUGGCCCUCUUUGUUGAUUUUCAUCUCAAGAGUUAUGCUAAGAAACGCACUCUUAAUAAGGACUCAUGAAUUCCUCGUCCAUUUCAUUGGUAGCAUACUUUAUCUUCUGUAAGACAAGAGAAAAAAAAUAUUCAUUGGAAUUCAAUGACAAUGUUUUUUUUUUCCUCCUCCUUGUUAAAGGAUUAUUACAAGAUAAUAAUGCCUUACAUUACCUGUCAUCUUUAUUUUCUUUCCUUUUUCCUUACCAUUCAAGGGAUGCAACUUUUAAUCCGUUAA
Molecule: messenger RNA, 1214 nt
Organism: Glycine soja
Lineage: Eukaryota; Viridiplantae; Streptophyta; Magnoliopsida; Fabales; Fabaceae
Product: elongation of fatty acids protein A-like
Exons: 1
Coding region: 207-1007 (266 amino acids)
Biological process (GO): fatty acid elongation, polyunsaturated fatty acid; fatty acid elongation, saturated fatty acid; sphingolipid biosynthetic process
Cellular component (GO): endoplasmic reticulum membrane
Molecular function (GO): fatty acid elongase activity
Source: RefSeq, a predicted model, not a curated record